UUCUUUGUUUCCCGGGGAGAAAAAAAAAAAAACCCGGCGCGGAAAAAAAAAAAGAAAAAGGAGGGGGGGCGAGGAAGACGAAAUAAAAUAAUAAAAAUUACAGACCCGGGAAAAGAGGAAAAAAAAAUAAAUUAAUUUAACCAAAAAAAUAAACAGAAGGAGAAGCCGCGUCGCGAACCCCCGGCGGGGGCGGAUGGUGCUGCCGUGAAGCGGGGCGGGCCGGGCCGCGCCGGGGCCGGCGGGAUGAAGCGGCGGAGCGCGGACUGCAGCAAACUGCGGCGGCCGCUGAAGCGGAACCGCAUCACCGAGGGCAUCUACGGCAGUACUUUCCUGUACCUGAAGUUCCUGGUGGUGUGGGCCCUUGUGCUGCUGGCAGAUUUUGUCCUGGAGUUCAGAUUUGAGUACCUGUGGCCCUUCUGGCUCUUCAUCAGGAGCGUUUACGACUCCUUCCGAUACCAGGGUUUGGCCUUUUCAGUAUUUUUUGUUUGUGUAGCAUUCACAUCCAAUAUAAUCUGUCUGCUCUUCAUACCCAUACAAUGGCUGUUUUUUGCUGCCAGCACCUAUGUUUGGGUACAGUAUGUCUGGCACACAGAGAGGGGGGUGUGCUUACCAACAGUAUCACUGUGGAUACUUUUUGUUUAUAUUGAAGCAGCCAUUAGAUUUAAAGAUUUAAAAAAUUUCCAUGUAGACCUUUGUCGUCCAUUUGCAGCACACUGUAUUGGCUACCCUGUUGUGACUUUGGGCUUUGGCUUUAAAAGUUACGUCAGCUACAAAAUGCGUUUAAGAAAACAGAAAGAAGUGCAGAAGGAGAAUGAGUUCUACAUGCAGCUCCUGCAGCAAGCACUGCCCCCAGAGCAGCAGAUGCUGCAAAGGCAAGAGAGGGAGGCAGAGGAAGCAGCCAAAGGAUUAUCCGAUAUGGAUUCCUCAAUACUCCUGCAGCACAAUGGAGGCAUUCCAGCCAAUAAAAAAAUAUCCUCAACGUUGCCAGAGCUAGAAUAUAGAGAAAAAGGGAAAGAAAAGGACAAGGAUGCGAAGAAACACAACCUUGGAAUAAAUAACAAUAUUUUGCAACCUGUAGACUCUAAAAUACAAGAAAUUGAAUAUAUGGAAAACCAUAUCAAUAGUAAAAGAUUAAAUAAUGAUCUCGUAGGAAGUACAGAAAACCUCUUAAAAGAGGACUCAUGCACUGCCUCGUCCAAAAAUUACAAAAAUGUCAGUGGAGUUGUGAACUCCUCACCUCGCAGCCACAGUGCAACCAAUGGGAGCAUCCCCUCCUCAUCCACUAAAAAUGAGAAAAAACAGAAAUGUGCCAGCAAGAGCCCGAGCACACAUAAGGACUUAAUGGAAAAUUGUAUUCCUAAUAACCAGCUAAGCAAACCAGAUGCACUGGUAAGGUUGGAACAGGACAUUAAGAAGCUAAAGGCUGACCUGCAGGCCAGCAGGCAGAUCGAGCAGGAGCUGCGCAGUCAGAUCAGUUCCCUGACCAACACAGAGCGGGGGAUCCGCUCGGAAAUGGGGCAGCUCCGGCAGGAAAACGAGCUGCUGCAGAACAAAUUGCACAACGCUGUACAAAUGAAACAAAAGGACAAACAGAUGAUCAGCCAGUUGGAGAAGAAACUAAAGGCAGAGCAGGAGGCACGAACCUUUGUAGAAAAGCAAUUAAUGGAAGAGAAGAAGAGGAAGAAGUUGGAAGAAGCAACUGCUGCACGUGCUGUGGCCUUUGCUGCUGCCACGAGGGGAGAGUGCACUGAAACUCUACGGAAUCGCAUCCGGGAGCUGGAGACAGAGUGCAAGAAGUUAACAAUUGACAUAAAGCUGAAAGAAGAUCAGAUACGAGAGCUAGAAAUGAAAGUUCAGGAGCUGCGGAAGUACAAGGAAAACGAGAAGGAUACGGAGGUGUUAAUGUCAGCACUUUCAGCCAUGCAGGAUAAAACACAGCACUUAGAGAACAGCCUGAGUGCAGAGACCAGGAUCAAGCUGGAUCUGUUCUCUGCAUUAGGAGAUGCAAAAAGGCAGCUGGAGAUUGCCCAAGGGCAAAUCAUUCAAAAAGAUCAGGAAAUCAAGGACCUAAAACAGAAGAUUGCAGAAGUCAUGGCAGUAAUGCCCAGCAUAACAUACACUGCAGCCACCAGCACUCUGAGUCCUGUUUCCCCACAUUACUCUUCCAAAUUUGUGGAGACCAGCCCUUCUGGACUCGAUCCCAAUGCCUCUGUUUAUCAGCCCUUGAAGAAAUGAAUGCCAAUUUUUCCUUUUUUUCUUUUUUUUUUUCUUUUUUUUUUUUUUUUUUUCCCAGUGAUUUUUGUCAUGCUGAAGGCAUCACACAGGAGUGUCUCUUGCAGUCAAGAUGAAAUUGUAUUGUGUGAGACUGUAUUUGUUGUCAUUUAAAACAGGAUAAAAGAACAUCUGGAUUGACUAGAACUGCCCAUCAGUUUUUUCUUGUAAAUUUUUAGAGAACCUCACAGAACUUUGCAAUUUUAUUUUCCUUGGCCAAUGCAUUAAAAACAAUUCUUGGUUUUCAAGUAGCCAAUUUUGCCUUUUUAUGUACUCUUGCAUGGUUUCCUCUUGAAAAAAUACAGGGCUUUGCUUGAUUUUGAACCCUUUCUUCUUUUUUCUUUUUGGUUUGAUAAUCAAAAUGAAUUUGCAGAUUCGUUCAGAAAUAGUGAGGGGAAAAAAAAAAUAAAUCUUUAGUUCUUCCAGUGAAAGGGUUAAAUAAUCUAACAAAGCUUUGAUUUAUAGAUGUAUUAAAUGCAAAUACGUGAUGUUGCAGAAGAUAAUUUGAUUUACCCCCCCUCAAAGGACCAAACAAAUUUCAGGGGCGUUGUUUAAGGGAAAGAGUAAGAGAAUAGAUGAUGAUGUGACGGUGGUUGUUGUGUGAAAUAUUUAUAUUCCCAUUGGUGUUUUUAGUCAUUGAGAAUUGCUGACAGUCUUGUUCACAGUGCCUUGGGAAAAGACAUUUCAAGAGGAAACUUGAUAGUUUAAACUAUUUUUUCCCCCUUCACUGUCAUCUAUCUUAUAUAUCAAGCUCAUUACAGAGUCUACUGCAAAUUGUACAUGGUAAUUUGGAUGUUCAUGGUAAACCAAGGUUACAUCUUCUGUUUAUUUUGAUAUAAACUCAGCAGUGUUCUGUAACUUGCCUUGAUUAUUCUGCAUCGUGGAAGGCACAAAUAUUAAUCCAGAAGCGUUAACGUGAAGGUGGAGCUGUGCAAUGUACUGUAUACAAGAGACUGUAAAGCUGGCUAAUAAAACCUGCAGUUCUGGGUUGUUUUUUUUUUUUU
Myiozetetes cayanensis is the source of this 3275-nucleotide messenger RNA. RefSeq names its product macoilin 1 (gene MACO1). NCBI's taxonomy places the organism in Eukaryota, Metazoa, Chordata, Aves, Passeriformes, Tyrannidae. Gene Ontology annotation, biological process: neuronal signal transduction. Gene Ontology annotation, cellular component: rough endoplasmic reticulum membrane. The transcript is spliced from 11 exons. The coding region runs from base 244 to 2235 and encodes 663 amino acids. The record is from RefSeq and is a predicted model, not a curated record.